This is a messenger RNA of Triticum dicoccoides, 1828 nucleotides long. Its product is annotated as hexokinase-7. NCBI's taxonomy places the organism in Eukaryota, Viridiplantae, Streptophyta, Magnoliopsida, Poales, Poaceae. Gene Ontology annotation, biological process: glucose 6-phosphate metabolic process; carbohydrate phosphorylation; glycolytic process. Gene Ontology annotation, cellular component: cytosol; mitochondrion. The transcript is spliced from 8 exons. Gene Ontology annotation, molecular function: ATP binding; D-glucose binding; glucokinase activity. The record is from RefSeq and is a predicted model, not a curated record. Bases 306 to 1697 code for a protein of 463 amino acids.
AAGAUAAGCACCAGGUUUCCGAAGCCGACGCAGCCUCCAAUCCCACCCCGUCAAUAUCCAUCCGACCCGGCCUCUCCUCGGUCGCUUUCUCUAACGGGAUCCGCCAACAUUAUAAAUUCAGCGCCCGAGCGCCUCCCCGUCCCACGACUGAAUCUUGUUCGCGAACUACAGCCCAAGAAAGAAAAGAAGGCCACCAUAUAUACGGCUCACGGGAGUUGAUCAGCGGCCUUCUUUUCCUGCGGCUCGCUUGGUUCUCGGUUGAUCGUAGGAGUUUCGGGUUCUGUUCGAUCGUCGGCGUCGGGAUCAUGGUGGCGGCGGUGGAUGCGGUGGCGGAGAAGGUGGUAGCGCAGCUCCGGGAGGAGUGCGCGACCCCGGCGACGCGGCUGGAUGGCGUGGCGACGGCCAUGGAGGAGGAGAUGAGGGCUGGGCUGCACCAGGAGGGCGGCAACAAGAUCAAGAUGAUCAUCUCCUACGUCGACAACCUCCCCAACGGGAGUGAAGAAGGCUUGUUCUACGCACUGGACCUUGGAGGAACAAACUUCCGCGUGCUUCGUGUGCAGCUCGCUGGCAAGGACAAGCGCGUCGUCAAGCGUGAAUCCAGGGAGGUCUCUAUUCCUCCUCACCUCAUGUCAGGCAGCUCUGCGGAGUUGUUUGGCUUCAUCGCGUCUGCGCUAGCCAAGUUUGUUGCAGAUGAAGGAGAUAACAAAGUGUUGGACGGCAAGCAGAGGGAGCUGGGCUUCACGUUCUCUUUCCCCGUGAGGCAGUCGUCCAUCGCAUCGGGCACCCUGAUCAAGUGGACAAAGGCGUUUGCCAUCGAUGACGCGGUCGGCGAAGAUGUAGUCGCGGAAUUGCAGACGGCCAUGGAGAAGCAAGGUAUCGACAUGCGUGUGUCUGCGUUGAUAAACGACACCGUAGGGACACUGGCUACGGGCAGCUAUAACGAUGAAGAUGUUGUCAUCGGUGUGAUAUUAGGUACCGGCUCAAAUGCCGCAUAUCUAGAAAAGGCAGAUGCCAUACCCAAGUUGGAAGGAGAGUUACCAAAAUCAGGAAAUAUGGUUAUAAAUACCGAAUGGGGCAACUUCUCUUCUUCAUGCCUUCCGAUCACAGAAUAUGAUCAAGCAUUAGACAAGGAGAGCCUAAAUCCUAGAGAGCAGAUCUUCGAAAAGUUAAUAUCCGGAAUGUAUCUUGGCGACAUCGUGAGGCGGGUGCUUCUUAAAAUCGCCUCGCGGUCUUUGAUUUUUGGUCACAUUAAACGCACCAACCUCAAAACUCGCUUCAUUCUGAGGACUCCUGAUAUUUCCGCAAUGCACCAUGAUGAAACCCCUGAUCUGAGGAUUGUAGCUGAAAAACUGGCAGAAACCCUGAAGAUCAAAGACACGUCCUUGGAGACUCGGAAGAUGGUCGUCGAUAUCUGCGACAUUGUGACCAGCAGGUCUGCCCGGCUGGCCGCUGCCGGGAUUGUGGGGAUAAUCAGGAAGAUUGGUAGGGGCACCCCAGGCGACAAGAGGAGGACAGUCAUCGCGAUCGACGGCGGGCUGUUUGAGCAUUACACCAAGUUCCGGCAGUGCCUGGAGAGCACGCUGGUGGAGCUGCUUGGCGAGGAGGCGUCGGAGUUGGUGGCGGUGAAGCUCACAAAGGACGGUUCGGGCGUCGGAGCUGCCCUGAUUGCUGCUGCUCACUCUCAGUACCUCAACUGAUCAAGUUACGAGCUUUUCUCAGACAGUGGCUGUUGUUAUUUGACUGUAGUGUUCUUUGUACAUUUCAAAGAAGCCUUAUGUGCCCCUGUCAAACUAAUUUCUUAUCAAAAUACAUACGUUUGCUGUUGCAA